UGAACCUAUGCAAGGCCUCUAUGCUUAGGAUAUUGAAGAAAUACUAAUAAAUAACAACAUAGAAUAUAUAGUCUUGAUUGGAUUGGAGUGAUUCAAAGGCAUGUGAUAGGUCCCACCAGAGUAAAAGGUCAACACAAAUUUGAUUGGGUUGGGGAUGGUGGAUUUGGGUUAAUAGAACGAGAGAAGGAAGGAAUGGGAGGAGGCAAGCCGCAAGGCAACAAUUAUUCCCGGAACCCAAUGAGAGAUGGGUGAUGAUGAUGCAAUUUCUUACGAAAUCACUAUCGGCUUCUGUGUGAGUGGGCCAUCCUACCUCUCCUUCCGAUGUCCAAUCCAGAAGCAAAAGGGUGGGCAGGACAAGAGUACUUUCUCAAUAGCAUCAACGCCCAUCGUGACACGGCAACACCCUCCACCCGAUUGGUGUCUGAAAUCCCCUGGAUAUGGAUGUUGGAUUAGAAGGGGAGCCGUUUCUGUCUUCCAGGCUCGAGCCCAUUCUGGAGGUGGAGGUGGAGGUGGAGACGGAGGGUGAGGGUGAGGUCGAUGAUCAAUUCCCAUUCAACAUUUCGGAACCCACCAUCUCCAACCAAGACAUUCGAGACCCUUGUGCCCCUGGACCAUCUACUACCCAUUUCUUGCCCCGCAAAACCAUUCACCGCUGCAAGACCGCGCCGGCCUUAGCCGUUAUGCGAGACGCCAAAUCGCAGCCGGCCCAACUCCCCAAACCCAACUCUGACUCUACCUCCAUCAUCAGACAGGCCUUCUUCUUGCUCUUUCUCUAUCUCUCCCUGGGCGUCGUUAUCUACUCCUUCAAUCGGGACAACUUCUCCGGCAUCGAGACCCACGCCGUGGUCGACGCCCUUUACUUCUGUAUCGUCACCAUGUGCACCAUAGGCUAUGGCGAUAUCGCUCCUCUCACCCCCGCCACCAAGGUCUUCGCCUGCGUUUUUGUACUGGUGGGCUUUGGAUUCAUAGACAUAUUGUUGAGUGGGGUCGUGAAUUAUGUUCUUGAUUUGCAGGAGAACAUGAUUUUGACUGGCAUUCAGGUGGGUGGAGCACCAGCCGGUGGCUUUUCUGCUAGGAACUAUAUAGUCGAUGUGGAGAAGGGAAGAAUGAGAAUCAGAUUGAAAGUUGGGUUAGCUCUAGGAGUAGUUGUACUAUGCAUUGGUAUGGGCACAAUGGUGCUGUAUUUUGUGGAGAAUUUAGACUGGAUUGAUGCUGUUUACUUGUCUGUCAUGUCAGUCACCUCGGUUGGAUAUGGGGAUAGGGCCUUCAAGACUCUGCCCGGUCGCUUGUUUGCUGCAAUUUGGCUUCUCUUCUCAACCCUGGCAGUGGCUCGGGCUUUUCUGUAUUUAGCAGAGGCAAGGAUUGAUAAGAGGCAUAGGAGAAUUACAAAGUGGGUGUUGCAUAGGGAAAUUACAGUCGAGGAUUUGCUUGCGGCUGAUAUCAACAACAAUGGUUUCAUUAGUAAAUCAGAAUAUGUCAUCUACAAGCUCAAGGAGAUGGGGAAGAUUGCGGAAAAUGAUGUAUUGCAGAUCUGUAAUCAGUUCAACAAGCUUGACCCCAACAACUCUGGAAAAAUAACCCUGCCUGAUCUCUUGGAGAAUCACUUGUGAUAAGAAAUGAAAUGGUCAUUUGAAUUCAAUGGCAGUGGCUGGGUUUUGAUUUCUCUGUUCUGAGCAAAGAGGCAGGAAUCCAAGGCUGGCAAGUACCUUCCCAGCCUAAAUUUGCAAGUGGCAAGGAUAUGCAUUUCCAUCUCUUGCAAGUAAGCUUUUGCACAAGCAACUGUAAAUUUCAUGGAGAGUACAGAACUCAUCAAAUUCUUUUUGUGAUAUCAGAAGAAAAAGGAAUGACAGAAGAAACAGAUUGAAGACACUGGAUGCUUUCUCUCAUGUGGCUUCUUCUCUUUACAAGAUAACAUUUUGUUAAGAAAUCUAAUAGGCAUGGAGUCUUUCAAAUUGUAUGAUGUAUUGUUUGAUACUAAUGAUCUCAAAAGUGAACAGUAAUGAGAAAGGAUCAAAUGCCAUGGGGUUGGUUUCCCUUUAGUUA
This is a messenger RNA of Vitis vinifera (wine grape), 2043 nucleotides long. RefSeq names its product two-pore potassium channel 5. Gene Ontology annotation, biological process: stabilization of membrane potential; potassium ion transmembrane transport. Gene Ontology annotation, cellular component: plant-type vacuole membrane. Gene Ontology annotation, molecular function: potassium ion leak channel activity; calcium ion binding. The record is from RefSeq and is a predicted model, not a curated record. The coding region runs from base 438 to 1610 and encodes 390 amino acids. NCBI's taxonomy places the organism in Eukaryota, Viridiplantae, Streptophyta, Magnoliopsida, Vitales, Vitaceae. The transcript has 2 exons.